AAUGGACAUUCAACAACUGCCAUGCGACAGGGUCAAGCUAUGGAGGGCUGGCCCAGAAGGAUUCGGCCUGCGACCUAACAAGCACACAUUCUCGAUAGCAGACGAAUACCACCUACCUGAACCGGCAUCGUCACCCGAAGGGCUUUCUUUUCUCAUCCCCGCAUCUGACGGCAACGGCGGCGAACUUUUUCUCUUAUAUUCCACGGACUCAUUUUUCUAGCUUUUGUGGCUGCUGCCAGUUAUUCCCGUCGCCUUGUGUGCUGUUACUGACAAUACAUUCAAGAUGGCCAUCAUCGACGCGGGAAAGGGACCGGUCCACGACGUGCCGCCAAAGGCCUUCGACGACACUAGCGCCGACUUUGCCACUGACAGCCCGACAGACCUUUACAACCACACUCCCGUCCAUCAGGACAAUGGCAUUGUGUCCAAGCUGCGCGGCGUCGAGGCACGCCUAGAUGCAAAGCUUGGUAUCGAGUCCGAGGCCAUCGACCGAAAACGUGCAGAGGACAAGAAGCCGGUGCCAUGGCACGAGCAGCUCACCAUGGCUCUGCUCUGGGCCAGUGGCACGAUGAACACCUCGUGCUUUGCUACGGGCUUCUUAGGAUGGGAGUUUGGGCUUAGCUUGAAGCAGUCCAUCCUGAUCACCAUCUUUGCCUCAAUCAUUGGUGGUGCCGUGACCGGAUACUGCGCGACCUUCGGUGCCGCCACCGGUCUUCGCCAAAUAUCUGUGAGCCGAUAUAGUUUUGGAUGGUGGCCAAAUAAGCUGAUCGCCGCAUUGAACUCGAUUCAGCAAAUCGGCUGGGCUGCGGUGUCCUGCAUCACGGGCGGUCUUGCCCUCAAUGCUGUCGCUGACGGCCACGUCUCUCUGGUGGUGGGCAUCAUCAUCAUUGCCGUCGUCGCUCUAGCCAUCUCCUUUAUUGGCCUGAACGCCAUUCUGGUCUACGAGCGCUAUGCCUGGCUCAUCUACUUUGUCAUUUUCAUGAUCAUAUUUGGAGAGACGGGAAAAUAUGCGGACAAUACUACCCCCUCUUCGUUGACUGGUGCAACGUUGUCCGGAACCGUCCUGUCGCUGCUGGCCAUCGUCUACGGCUCCAGCUCGUCCUGGUGCACCAUGGCAUCAGACUAUUAUGUACACUAUCCGGCCAAUGUCUCCCGCACAAAGGUCUUCUUUAUGACCACCUUUGGCAUCGCUAUCCCUACUUCGAUCGGCAUGGUCGCCGGCUGCGUCGUGGCGUCGGCGCUCAACAACAAGCCCGAGUGGCAGGAUGCGUACGAGAACCAAGGGCUCGGCUUCCUCAUUCAGGACUCGCUGUACCCACGUGGAUUCGCUAAGUUCCUGCUCACACUGCUCGUCCUGUCCGGCGUCAACACCAACGUCAUCUCCAUCUACUCUGCUGCGAUUUCGUGUCAGCAAUUUUCGCGCCCCUUUGCCCGAGUCCCCCGCUUCAUCUGGACGUUCCUCUGCUUCGCAGCCAUCUUGGCCCUGGCGCUGGGCGGUCGUGAGGAGCUCAACACCUACUUGACCGACUUUUUGAGUUUGUUGGGAUACUGGUGCACGAGCUAUUUCGUGAUUCUCUUCACGGAGCAUGUUGUCUUCCGCAAGCGCAAUUUUGCAAACUACGAUCUCGAGGGCUGGAAUGACCCUGCGAGAUUGCCGCAUGGUAUCGCUGCGGCGGUUGCGUUCAGUCUAGGCGUGGUGGCCUGGGUCAUGGGUAUGAAUGAGACCUGGUACAUCGGUCCAUUAUCCGCGGUGAUUGGCGACUAUGGUGGUGAUGUCGCUAAUGAGUUCGCUUUCGUUGUCACGGCGUUGACGUAUGCGCCUGUACGAUAUUGGGAGUUGAAGCAUUUUGGGAAAUAGAUUUAUGGUAAUGGCUAGCAACUGGUGAUAUUAUCGCUGGCCGAAAUAUCCCUGGCCGAAGCCGCGUAUUGCCAGUGAAUGUUGACGUGAAUUUCCAGCAUUCUCCCAAUGAUACUACGA
Exophiala viscosa is the source of this 1978-nucleotide messenger RNA. Its product is annotated as NCS1 family nucleobase:cation symporter-1. Lineage: Eukaryota; Fungi; Ascomycota; Eurotiomycetes; Chaetothyriales; Herpotrichiellaceae. The coding region runs from base 284 to 1858 and encodes 524 amino acids. The record is from RefSeq and is a predicted model, not a curated record. Gene Ontology annotation, biological process: transmembrane transport. Gene Ontology annotation, cellular component: plasma membrane; fungal-type vacuole membrane. Gene Ontology annotation, molecular function: transmembrane transporter activity. The transcript has a single exon.